AGGGUAAAUUAAUGGAGGCAAGUAUAGGAGGAAGGAUCUAUGUCCCUUUUUUACAAAACAAAGCAUAUUUUUGUACAUAAUCUAAUCAAAUUUUAUACAUCUUUAUGAAGAAAGAAAAGUAGGGGCUUUUCAGGUCAGAGUGGAGUAGUCAGAACGGAUGGGAGGUAAUUCUGGCCAAACGACUACAUAAUUUGUAGCCGUGGAAACCAUAAUGUCAUGCCAAAUUGUUUGAUUGAAAAAGAAUCUUUUGUAGUAGCUAGAAAGUUCAAUUUGAAAUAAACAAUUUGGUAGUACUCCAAUAGAAUAUGGACCACCAUGAAGCCACAAUUUUAACAACUUGUCAUCCUCUAUUGAUACCCACGUGUUUCAUGAAAAUUCUGUUCUUCUUUUGGUUAAAUUCAUGAAAAUUCUCAUUAGAUCCCAUCCUACCUUUCCUUAAAAAAGAUAAAAUAAGAUCCAUCCAUUUAUUGCACUCUUUGACUACUCAAAAUCACAAUUAACGAUGUUUUGGAAGCGCGGUCACUGGAACUAACAACCUCAUCAAUUCAACAAAGAAGACUCCUCGUUGUUUCAAAAUUUAGCGCUACGUAAUUCCCAACUGUCUUCCUAUAAAUUAAUUAAUUAAUUCUACCCACCCAACCAAUUCCUUCGAUUCACAUCCAUUUUUCUAGUAUUGGUCUUAUCCUUCUCCAUAGUAAAUAUUGAACAUGGCUAUUGAGGAAUCGGAUUGUGUAAUUGAUGAAAAACCGGCGUCCGCUCAGAUGCCGGCGGAGUUUAAAGGGACGGAUUCUGGUUCUGUACUCCACACAUCAGUAGCGUUGGUUCUAUGGCUUGGCUCCGUCCAUUUCAACUUCAUUAUUGUUCUUGCUUCCUUUGUAUUUCUUCCUUUCUCCAAAGCAAUCGCAGUUGUAGGAAUUUUGCUCAUACUUAUGCUGAUUCCGAUUGAUGAGAAGAAUAAAUUCGGCCGAGGAUUAGCUAAGUACAUCUGUAAGCAUGCUUGUGGAUACUUUCCGGUGCAUUUGUAUGUAGAGGACAUCAAAGCAUUUGAUCCUAAUGAAGCUUAUGUUUUUGGGUAUGAGCCGCAUUCCGUUUGGCCAAUUGGGGUGGUUGCCCUUGCUGAUCUUUCCGGUUUCAUGCCUCUCCCAAAAAUCAAAGUGCUUGCGAGUACUGCUGUGUUCUAUACUCCCUUUUUGCGGCAUAUCUGGACUUGGUUAGGACUUGCACCUGCAACUAGGAAAAAUUUUAAAUCCCUCUUAGCUUCUGGUCACAGCUGCAUCAUAGUGCCAGGAGGGGUUCAAGAGGCAUUUUAUAUGGAGCAUGGUUCUGAGAUUGCCUACCUUCAAAGAAGGAAAGGAUUUGUACGAAUUGCCAUGGAGGCGGGCAAGCCGCUGGUACCUGUAUUCUGUUUCGGUCAGUCUGACGUCUACAAAUGGUGGAAGCCAAGCGGGAAACUGUUCUUGGAAUUCUCUAGGCUCAUUAAGUUCACUCCAAUUCUUUUUUGGGGCGUGCUGGGUUCUCCGAUACCAUUUCCACGGCCCAUGCAUGUUGUAGUUGGUAGGCCAAUUGUGCUGAAGAAAAACCCAGAGCCAACACCUGAACAGGUGGCUGAAGUGCACAGUCGGUUUAUUGAAGCACUGGAAGAACUCUUUGAAAGGCACAAAAAGAGAGUUGGUUAUGAAGAUAUCCCACUGAGAGUUCUUUAACUUAGUAUGUAUCAUGUGUAUCUAGAUCUUCUCGUAGCUGGUUUUGUGUAACUGGAUUUAUGCCUUUUCUUGUCUUACUUUCGCUCUCUCCGUUUGUCCUCCAUCUAACUUUGGGGAAGUCAUGGAGAAAGGCAGUUUGGGAAAAGAGAAAUUAAUGAUAAAGAAAUUUGCCGUCACCAA
Molecule: messenger RNA, 1883 nt
Organism: Capsicum annuum
Lineage: Eukaryota; Viridiplantae; Streptophyta; Magnoliopsida; Solanales; Solanaceae
Product: diacylglycerol O-acyltransferase 2D
Exons: 9
Coding region: 708-1703 (331 amino acids)
Biological process (GO): triglyceride biosynthetic process
Cellular component (GO): endoplasmic reticulum membrane
Molecular function (GO): diacylglycerol O-acyltransferase activity
Source: RefSeq, a predicted model, not a curated record